Molecule: messenger RNA, 1029 nt
Organism: Rosa rugosa (rugosa rose)
Lineage: Eukaryota; Viridiplantae; Streptophyta; Magnoliopsida; Rosales; Rosaceae
Product: putative disease resistance protein RGA3
Exons: 2
Coding region: 1-1029 (342 amino acids)
Biological process (GO): defense response to fungus
Molecular function (GO): ADP binding
Source: RefSeq, a predicted model, not a curated record
AUGGCUGAAGCACUGGUUGGCGUACUUCUAGAUCGCUUGGCUUCGAUCACACUUAACAAGGUCGACCAAGAGCUGAAUCUGGUCAUAGGUGUGGACAAAGAAAUUGAAAAUCUCACCCGCACUCUCAAAGCUAUCCAAGCUGUGCUGGAGGAUGCAGAGCAAAGGCAAGUUCAGGAGGCCUCUGUCAGACUUUGGCUGAAUAACUUGAAAGAAGUAUCGGAUGAGAUUGACGACGUGUUGGACGAGUGGAGCUAUGAAAUUCUUAAGCAUGCAGCAAAUUUUCAUCGUCAUGGCAUUGCGAAAAAGAUAAAAGACCUAAGUGAGAGGCUGGCUUUAAUUGAUGCUGAAAGACAAACUUAUCAGUUUCACUAUAUUGAAAGAAGAUCUGAACAACUCAUUAAACAUCAGAAAACUUCUUCUGUUCUCGACAAAUCAUUUGGUCGAGAAUAUGAAAAAGAGAGUUUAGUAAGCAAGUUACUAAAUGAUGGGGGUGAAGAAGAGAGUGUUCCCAUUAUCAUUCCUAUUGUAGGAAUGGGAGGGAUCGGAAAGACAACUCUUUGUCAAUUAGUGUAUAAUGAUAAAAGAGUGAAAGAUCAUUUUGACAAUAGAAUAUGGAUAUGUGUCUCAGAGCCUUUUGAAGAGAUCCAAAUUGUUGCGGCUAUCGCUCAAGGUCUUGGUAUAAGAGAUCACCCCGCGUCAAAUGCUUUGGAAACUUAUUCACAAUAUAUAAUUAGCUGCAUUAAGAAAAUAGAUAAUGGAGAAAAGAAAAGAGACGAAACAAAAUUCCUCAUCGUCCUAGAUGGUGUACGGAAUCCAACUGAAAGUCAAUGGGAACAAGUAAUUAAACCUUUGCGCGAGGGUGCUAGAGGGAGUAGAAUAUUGGUGACCACCCGAAUUGAGAAGGUUGCGGUUAUGAUGGGGGUAGCCAGUAACGUGAUUCAUUUGGAAAUGUUAAGUGAAGAUGAUUGCCGAUCGUUAUUUUUUCACUUUGCAAUUUGCAUCCAUUGGAAGGGAAAUAAAGAAUCAUAG